UAUCGUUCUAUAAAUCAUCGUGUGGAUUCUAACUCCUUGUGGCUUUAUCGGUGGUAUUAUUCAGAAGUUUGCCAAUGGAUUUUGAUUCUCACCAUUACACUAAUCCUGGCUCUUGCUUUCAUUGAAACACCUUCUUCGCUUACUGUCACAUCAGAUGUUCGAUAUCGCUCAGAAGCUUGGAAACCUCCUUGUGGCUUGACUGAAAGCAUUGAACUGCUUUGCUUCCUUGUCUUUAUAGUAGACAUCUCUGUAAAGAGCUACUUAAUUGGAUGGGAAGAAUUUCGGAAAACCAAAUGGUUAAUGGCCUACAUCCUGGUCCUGCUCAUCUCCCUUAUAGACUGGAGCAUUUCGCUGAGUUCUUCCUGUCAUGAAAACCUGAGGAUCAGACGUAUCCUUCGACCUUUCUUCCUUCUUCAGAAUUCUUCAAUGAUGAAGAAAACACUAAAAAGCAUCAAGAGGACAUUGCCAGAAAUUACAAGUGUUAUGCUGCUCUUAGCUGUUCACCUGUUUCUCUUUACCAUGUUUGGCAUGCUGUUGUUUGCUCGGACAAAA
Molecule: messenger RNA, 552 nt
Organism: Notechis scutatus (mainland tiger snake)
Lineage: Eukaryota; Metazoa; Chordata; Lepidosauria; Squamata; Elapidae
Source: RefSeq, a predicted model, not a curated record